Messenger RNA from Paraglomus brasilianum, 657 nucleotides. The record is from the annotation of a GenBank genome assembly. NCBI's taxonomy places the organism in Eukaryota, Fungi, Glomeromycota, Glomeromycetes, Paraglomerales, Paraglomeraceae.
AUGAUCGUUCGAUCAUAUGACCUGCGAACUGGGCUAAAAACGAAGACGAAUGCCAUUUCAUGGAAUCCGAUGGAAGCAUUCAACUUUACCACACAUUCGAAAAAUGAACGUAGCAUGGAAGAUCACGUGUCAACUAUUCCAGACGUCUACCACACCAAGAGAAUGCAGAGAAUAUUCUGUGUCAAAUAUAGCGUCGAUUCUAAAGUUGUAUUAUCAAGCUCAGAUGACGGCAAUGUCAAGUUAUGGAAAGCUAAAGCCUCUAAGAAACUAGGGGCGAAAAGUUAUCGAUCGCGGGCUUAUCUGGAAUAUUCUGAACAAUUCAAAGCGCGAUAUAAAGAUUUGCCGAGAUCAGACGUAUUGCAAGACUCUAGUGACGAAGGAAGCGAGACAGCCUCUGCCGAUCAGGGUUACGCGGUCACACAAUAUACGCUCGGUGUAUGCUAUGAAGAGGUUGUAAACGCGGUUACAGCAUACGAAAAGUCGCCGAUCAAGGAUAUUCCGCUCAAUAUAAAGACACCGUCAUAUACCCAAAGAGAUCAAGUCUAUGCAGCAGAAUUAUGCUUAGCGCACAAAAACGAAAAGAGGAAAACAUUCAAAAGAGGGAACAGUACCGCAUCAAGCGGAACGCAAGAAAAGAUUACUGGAGUCGCAAAAUAG